Porites evermanni is the source of this 3031-nucleotide messenger RNA. NCBI's taxonomy places the organism in Eukaryota, Metazoa, Cnidaria, Anthozoa, Scleractinia, Poritidae. The record is from the annotation of a GenBank genome assembly.
AAUUGGUAUCAGCAACUUUGAUAUAAGUCGCUGUCAAAGUCAUAUAGCCAUCGUUUUCAUCCAUUUAAGCAUAAUUACGGACUGCAGCUCUGACUGCCUGUACUGUGUGAUAUAUCCAGUCAGUAUUUUCACUUCGUCAAGAUGCAACCAACAGAUCACACAGCAUCAAGCCCUUGGUCUUCUCUAUCACAGAACUGGUUCCGUCCUACUAUGAAUUCCUCAUUUUACGCCGUCCAGGGAAUGUCUCCUGACUCAUCGAGAAACAUCAAUCGUUUAACAGAGCACAUGAUGCAUAGCCCCACUGCCGGCGAGAGACCCACUUCUCGAAUGCCCCAGCAUCUAAACGCCUUACCCCAUACAUUCACUUCAAGCUACUACCCCUCGGUCAACAGCUACUAUUCUAUAAGCCCAGGAUGCCAAGAAGUGGGAACCCGGACAAACCCUUAUCAUGUCCUUGAACAUGGCGGGGCAGGCGCGGCAGAUGUGGAACGUUUGAAUCAACUUUUUGAGAAAACCAAGACUGGCGGUGUAGUGGGAACCACAGGUGAGACAGAUAAUCUUGGACGACGGAACUACAAAUUUUAUUGAUAGCCUAUUGAUUCACAUGUAGUUAAUCUAAUAUUUUUGUGUAGAAAUCUAUUUAUUCACCGACCAUUUGUCUAUAAUGUACCAAUUACAUAAAAAGGCAAUGGGAGGAAAUGAGAUAAUUUUCCGUAGACGCCCAAAACUUGAACUUCGGACACGAAAAAUCACACUUUAAAACUCAGAUAAAGAAGGCUGUGAGGAAGGAGUAAAAAGGGAAGUGUAAAUCAGGUAUUAUUCAUUUUUCUUUAUGAACAGCUGACAAAGUUGUUUGGGAAUUCCGCAUAUAGUUCACACUGAAAGCUACUAAGAGACCAAAAUAUAGUGUAUGGCUUUUUUCAUUAUCAUAAGAAGACAUCUUCAUUGCGCCAUAUUAUCAGUUUUGUGCUGCGACAUGUAAUUUGCAAAUGUAACGUCGUGGUUUCCAUGCUAUGGCGAAUAAGCCCAUUUUUAGCGAUGACUAAGUUGAUGUUUUUAAUAAUUCUACGCUGAUCAUCAAGAAUCCUUUAUACCACUGAGUCAAAGCAUGUGAAGUUUCAGGCUUGAAUCGUGUUACCAUUUUAAGAUCAGUCGAGCCCCCCAAAGUAAAGGAUUGAUAUUGUAUUCAAUGGUGCACGAGGCACUUGACAAUUUUUUUCAUCGUCUUGCCGAAAACUUCUCUGAACAAAAUUCCGGCUCGUUAUUUUAGAGCUAACGAACCAUUUGAGGCGUAUUCGCUUGUCCGCAGAGUUGAAAAUGCCAGAAAGAGGUCGCUUACAAGAGAUGCCGCCAAAAGGAGGUUCGGUUCUACUUAUUUCGUUUGGAAUUGGUUUCUCUCUUUGUGUAUGCUUUUAAUUUUGAGAAGUGUGGGUAGGAAUGGUGAAAAUUAAAGAAGAUCUAGCCCAAAUUUCAAUUGGAGAAAUUUUUGAAAUUUUUUUUUGUGUGUGUUGACGCCUGAUUAUAAAUAAGGAUGGUUCGGGAACACUUGUAUGUCAUGCAUGGCCAGCGCUCAUAGUCCUGGCAAAGAAUAGAUUGGCAGUGAUUUUUAUUAAUAAAAAAAGUACUAUCUGCAGGAAUAUAAUAGAACAUCACUUAAGGUACGUCACCAUUUGUGAACAUCAGGAACAGUAAGUGCGCCAUACUUAUCAAACAUGCUUUCUGUGCCCCUUGUAAAUACUUGACCAGACAAAAACUUUUAUCAAAGCAUAAAGCAAAAGUACAGGUCAUGUAUGGCAAUCUUCUUAUGAUGGCAACUUGGCAUUCAGAUCUCGUAGGCGUGUGGUCUUCGACAAGCUCCUAAGUAUGAAUUGGAACUUUCUGGCAAAAUGUUAGAAUGGGAUUUUUUUUACAUCUCGUUUUCGCUUUUAUAAAAAAAUUCUUAGCGAGCAACUGUCAUUGUAGUCAUGAUCACGUUCUCUAGAAUUUACGAUCGAGGCUAACAAGAAUGGAUUGAAAAAGAACAAAAAACACACACAUAAGGAAAGUAACAAUUAAUACCUUACUCCCCUUUUCACUAGUUAAGUUAUUUUUUUAAAAAAAGGAAGUCAGUAGAACUGCCUGUUAACUAUGCUGUCUUUUUCUUGGAAAAUUGACCCGUACCGCGUGUCAGUUGGCGGAGAAUGCAGCGCGCACUUACAAAACAAUAUAAUAUGAAAUAUUAUUGCAUUCGAUGCUCAUGAAGGUGAUUAUCAUCUACGGUUUCUUUCUGUGCAGACCUUUCCCCUCGAGUGGAAGACAGAAAUGGGCUCCGCUACAUCAACGACAAGAUUAUCAGGCCUCAGCGAGGACGCACCGUAUUUUCGGCCAAACAACUGCACGAGCUGGAGAAAGUUUUUGUCAACGAUCAGUACAUUUCUGGCCAACAGAGAAGACGACUGUCCAGUCAGCUGGGAUUGACAGAGACACAGGUUCGCGUCUGGUUCCAGAAUCGGCGGAUAAAGUGGAGGAAACAAAAAUUAGAACGAAAAGUAAAAGCGUGAACAGGAUAUAGUUUAAGAAUCAGCCUUGGCAUCAUUAAGGCGCCUUAAUAUUAUACAGUGUGUUUCGGAAUAAGGAUCAUUUACUGAUUAACAGCUGUGUCAAAAUAAUUUUGUCCUCUGUUUUAACUAAAAAAGUUCAUUUUCAGGUCAAUUUAAAAAUAACCCUGCUAAUUAAGAACUAUUUAAUGUUUUUCAGAAAUUAUCAUCAGACACAAUGCUUAAUGAAAUAGUAUAUCAGGUUCAAGAUUCACCGAUUCGGAUCAGUAUCAUCGACUUACUGUCUCUUGCCCGUUAUAUAUCAGUUGUGAAGCUGAUAAGCAGGCAGUUAGUUUAUGAGCUUUUUAGCAUAAUAUUCGCCCUGCAUACCUAGGGAAGAGAAACUAAUUAUAAGUUUUGGGAGGAAACUGCGAUUGUCAGGAUAUUAGGCAUGCCGAUGAUUGUGGGUAUACGACGUCAACCGCCACCAGGCGCAGUGGGAGGGGCGAAACUUC